AUGAAGACACUUCUGUUUGGACUCCUGCUUGGCUUGGCAUAUGUGGAGUUGGCCCAGUCCUUACGAUGUUACACAUGCAAGGAACCGAUGGACAUCGCUAAGUGCCGAACACCCUCCCUGUGCCCCUUGAAUUCUACCGUGUGCACGACAACACUGCACUCUGUAGAUUCAGGUUACCCCUUUUUCGGCAACAUAACUGUGACCAGAAGCUGUGAUGUCGUAUGCCGCUCCUCUGAUGAGAUAGGGGCAAACAAACCCACGACGUGCUGCUUCACUGACCUCUGCACCAGCAACAGCAGGAACAGCAAUGGGGUGGGAAGCAACUCUGCAGUGCUCGGUCUGAUGGCCAUGGUUGUUGGCGUGCUCCUCCAUUGCAAUUUGUAA
Molecule: messenger RNA, 384 nt
Organism: Mesitornis unicolor (brown roatelo)
Lineage: Eukaryota; Metazoa; Chordata; Aves; Mesitornithiformes; Mesitornithidae
Product: secreted Ly-6/uPAR-related protein 1-like
Exons: 3
Coding region: 1-384 (127 amino acids)
Molecular function (GO): acetylcholine receptor inhibitor activity
Source: RefSeq, a predicted model, not a curated record